This is a messenger RNA of Rhizopus microsporus ATCC 52813, 2744 nucleotides long. RefSeq lists its product as uncharacterized. Gene Ontology annotation, molecular function: mRNA binding. Gene Ontology annotation, cellular component: nucleus; cytoplasm. Lineage: Eukaryota; Fungi; Mucoromycota; Mucoromycetes; Mucorales; Rhizopodaceae. The transcript has 9 exons. The record is from RefSeq and is a predicted model, not a curated record. Bases 88 to 2616 code for a protein of 842 amino acids. Gene Ontology annotation, biological process: nuclear division.
GUAAACACUAACAAAAUUAUAGUUCCUGCUUUAUUAUUUCUCACUUUCUUUUUCUUUUGUAUUUUUACUUUUUAUUUUUAUUUUUACAUGUUUAUACUUUGCUCCUUUAGCCUUGAUCAUCAACAUGAAGAGCUUCAUGAUCAACUAGAGUUAUCACAUCCUCAAGCGAUAUAUUCCUACUCAAACAACGUCAUAGUUUUCUCAGGAACAAAAGAUGCAAAUGUUCAGUCUAUUAAAGCUGACAUUUAUAGAUUUCAGCCCACUGAAGUAUAUGUAUCCAUCAACUCUUUAUACCCAGGAUUGGCUUAUAAAAACAUUGCUCGACAAAAACUACAUGAUCAGCUUGUAAAAAUAGCCAUUGACCAUCAGAUUCAUAUUACUGUUGAUUAUAACCAAUUGACGAUCAAAUAUGUUGGACCUAUCGACAAAGUUGAAAAAGCGCGCAUAGAUACAUUAAUCUUUGUCGAUAUACUAACCGGAUUAUGUUUAGAAAGCAUAGAAAUACCCUUUUAUAUGAUAAAUAUUGUAGGAAGCAAAAGAUAUAGUCAAUAUACAUCAAUUAUGGAAGAGACUGGAUGUAGUAUUUAUUUACCGUCUAUUUGGAAUCAUAACAAUAUAACCCAACAAAGUGCUGUUUACAUCACUGGCAGCACAAGUGACACUGUGAAUAGAACAAUAGGAUUAAUACAAAAGCUAGUCUCUCAAAAGAUCAAAACAACGUGUAACUCAAAAUCAACAUUAAAUCCACAAAAGAGGGAUUAUAUUUUGCUUUAUAAAAAGCAAGAGUUAACCAAAAUAAUGAAGGAGAAUGGCUCGUUCAUAUCCUUUUCUACUUUUGGCUCUGACCAAAACAAUGUUCAAGUCUAUGCUGAGAAUUAUAUCAAUGUAGAACGUACACUCCGAUCCUUAAACUACCUUGCAAGUCAUGUAUUCCAAGUCAGUAUACAAUUUUCAGUCCCACAAUCAAAGGACGCAAUAGGUCAUCUAUUAAAGGAUUUAACCUCUCAUACCAUCUACCACAAUAACCGUCUAAUAAUGACUGGCUCAAAAGAGCAAAUUCAAUCUUGUAUUCAGUAUAUAUCCAAGUUAUCCUUCUUACAAGAACAUCAUGAGUCCACGACGUUUUCUAUCGAAUUGGCUGUCGAUCAACGCGAAUUUAUCAGUGGAAAGAAGAAUGGCAAGAUCAACAAGAUCAUGAAGACUUGUGAUACUCAAAUCGAUUUUGACUCAUUUAAUCAGUUCAACUUUUUGAUAACUAUAACCAGUAAUGUUUUCUCAAAGGCUCAAAACGGAUUCGAUUCCCUCCAAGAAGAAUUACCAGCAGAGAUAUCAUUCUAUGUUCCUGAAAGCUGUCAUCGCCGAAUUAUUGGCGUAGCGGGAAAGAACAUUCAAAGGGUCAUGAAGCAGUAUGGCGUAUACGUCAAGUUCUCGAGUCACGAGGAACUUGCUACUUUUGGUGGUUAUUUUGAAAAUGAACACAAUGUGAUUGCAAGAACCCCUCAAAAAAACAAGGAUAGUCUUCAACUCUUGAAAUCAGCCAUCAUGAACUUUAUCACGCUUCAAAAGGACAGGGAUCAUACAGCCGAGACAGAGUUUGUUCCUUAUUAUGCUCAAAGAUAUUUACUGCAUUUUAGUGGGAAAUAUCUACGCGAAAAGGGGAGAUUGUAUAACAUCAAGAUUGUUUGGCCUGAACGAAACGGAACAGAUCAUGUGCUGAUUGUUGGACCAAAGGCUCACAUUAAUGACAUGCGACUGAGAAUACAGAGUCUUUUGCCGCAGCAGAUUCAAAUUCGUGUGCCUGCCUCGGUCGCAUUAGAGCGUAUAUUAGAGUCGGAGGAGAUUGAAGAAUUAGACAGCAAGAUUUUCAAAAAGACAGGAAUUUACUUGAUAUUACCAGAGCAUAUCGUGCCUCUAAAAGAGACCACUUCAUCUUUCUUGAUCAUUGAAGGAGGUCAAGGACAGCUAUCAGCACUAGAUAGCAGAGUGCUUACCUUCAAAUUCUGCUUUGAUUAUAACACAAAGCAUCAAUUACAGCAAGCCAGGACUAUGUUUGAUGCAUUCAUGGGAAGUCGGUUCGUUCCUUUGGAUGAUACUUUGCACAACGUCCUAAACGGCUCACCCGAUCCAGAAGAUAUGCGACACAUUAGUCCUUCUGUAAUGCACCUUAUAGAUCACCCUGAAUCAUAUGAACACACUAGAAGAAAAAUUGUAAAUGAUAAUCAUAAGCUCUUUCAACCUUGGGGAAAUGCUCAAAAAUCAAACAAUGGCUUUCAUAUGAACGGUCUCUAUGAUCCAUACAUGAUUGACUCUGAUUACCCAAGUAGCAGUUGUAGUAGCAAUAGUAAUAGUAGCAAAAACCAUUUUCAAUUCAUUCCAGAUUAUACGCCUUUUACCAUGAAUCACUAUUCUAGACAAAGAAGCACUUCACUCUUGCCUACAAGCAGCAGCAAUGGUAAUAAAUACUACCCAUCUGGAGAUUACUAUGUGCCUUUACUAGGAAAGAUACCUUCAAGCUCUCUAAGUACUCCUAUUCCACAUCAUCAUCAUAACAAUCAAGCCAAUCCAUUAUUGCUUAAUAUGCAUCAGCAGCAACAGCAAGGGCGAUUCAACCCGUAGCUAUUUAUACCCCCCUUCCUUACCCCCACAUAUAAAUAUACAUACCUAUUAUAUAAAUAUAUAUACACAGAAAUAGAUGACGUUGCUAUUUGCAAUAUUCUCAAACAUCCUUUGAAAAUGUUGUUAAU